This is a messenger RNA of Aspergillus novofumigatus IBT 16806, 7779 nucleotides long. RefSeq lists its product as uncharacterized. The transcript is spliced from 4 exons. NCBI's taxonomy places the organism in Eukaryota, Fungi, Ascomycota, Eurotiomycetes, Eurotiales, Aspergillaceae. The coding region runs from base 1 to 7779 and encodes 2592 amino acids. Gene Ontology annotation, molecular function: hydrolase activity; 3-oxoacyl-[acyl-carrier-protein] synthase activity; fatty acid synthase activity. The record is from RefSeq and is a predicted model, not a curated record. Gene Ontology annotation, biological process: secondary metabolite biosynthetic process; fatty acid biosynthetic process.
AUGGCAGCAGAGGUGAAGGCAUUUGAGGUUCAAAGUCAACGCACAGAAAAGGCCCGAAGGCAAGCCCGGGCGCCAUCCGCGAGCUAUCUGGAUUCCAUUCGCACGUUCAUUCUGAACCACCCGGUCCUACAUUGUAUACCGCAACAGAUAGAUUCCCUACACCAAGUGUGGUCCCUCCUGUCAGAACGAAACGAUGAUAUUGCCCACCUGUCCAAGGGUCGCCCAUACGCUGACUAUCUUAUUGAGUGGCUCCGGUCCGGUGCCUCGGAGGCGGUGGCCUUGACAUCCUCAGGGAUCGUGGCCCUACCCCGUCUAGCAAUCAUUCAAAUCACACAAUACUUCCAGUAUCUCGAAAACCAAGGACUUUCCCACGCGGAAUUCAUCGCCCAGGUUCGUCGCCGCGGAGGCAUCCAAGGGUACUGCGGAGGGCUGCCCGCAGCAAUUGCGCUCGCCAGCGCUUACGACGAGCAUGACCUCGUACAGUCAAUCUGCACGGCGAUCCGGCUGGCAUACGCCAUUGGACUGUACGCAGAACUGGGGGAUGACUCCGACAUUCCCGGCACGACUACCAUGGUAGUUCGCUUGAAGCACGAGGGGCAGGCGGAGGAAUUACUUCGUGGGUUUCCAAAUGUGCACAUAUCAGCCAUUACAGAUCCCAAAUCAGUCAGCCUGGUCGGUACAGUGGACCAGAUCAGGGCCCUCCAGGUUCUGGCCACUCAACAGCGUCUCCUAACCCAGAACAUGGAUAUUCGUGGCAAGACGCACAAUCCUGAGAACGCUCAGCUAUCCGAGGAGCUCGCCGCCAUCUGCGUGGGCUCUUGCCUGCUCGACCUUCCGGGGCCUGAUCGAAUGCACGCACCAGUGCGCACGAAUCGGACAGGAGAGCUUAUCACCCACGGCUCCACGACCGAGGAGAUUGUCAAAACAGUGCUCGCAUCCCGUUGCGAAUGGUAUCGGUUGCUCGAGUACGUGGCUGAAGACCUUAAGGCAUCUGGCCAGGACUCACACACUGUGGUCUCCUUUGGCAUCGGAGACUGCGUGCCUCUCAUGCCCUUUCACCGACGGAAUCUUCAAGUGACAAAGAUCACUUGGGGUACAACUACUAAGCCAGACUCUCCAAGUUCCAAUACUGGAAUGCGAACGGAGAGGAGCUUCACCAGCGAGUCAGAAUAUGCAUACCCGGAAGAUGCCGUCGCGGUCAUUGGCGCUUCAUGUCGCCUGCCUGGGGCAGAUAAUCUCGAGCAGCUGUGGGCACUGCUAUCCACGGGGCAAGACCGACACGAGGAGAUCCCGAAAGAUCGGUUCGAUCUGUACGGGGGAUGGCGAGCGUCCCAGUCUGGUAGUUUCUGCAAGACACGCCGCUUCUAUGGGAACUUCCUGGGAGAUUCUACGAUCAAGCAGUUCGACCAUGCGUUCUUCGGAAUCAAUGCACGCGAGAUGGCUAACAUGGACCCCCAACAGCGUCUGCUCCUGGAGCUCAGCUACGAGGCGAUGGAACUCUGCGGAUAUAUGCGGAGCCACAUCCGCGACCGAAACGAUCCUAUCGGCUGCUUUAUCGGUGGCAGCUUUGUCGAGUAUCUGGACAACACCAAUGCCCAUCCGCCGACCGCAUAUACUUCGACUGGCACCAUCCGUGCCUUCCUCUGUGGCCGACUGAGUUACCACUUUGGAUGGUCCGGCCCGGCGGAGGUCAUCGACACGGCAUGCUCCUCUUCCUUGGUCGCAGUCAACCGUGCUGUCAAGGCAGUCCAGCGCGGCGAAUGCUCGAUGGCUCUGGCAGGUGGCAUCAACUUGAUUACUGGGGCCAACAACUUUCUCGACCUUGCACGUGCUGGAUUCCUUAGCCCAACGGGUCAGUGCAAGCCGUUUGAUAAGGAUGCUGACGGAUACUGUCGUUCGGAGGGUGCUGGGCUAGUAGUUCUCAAGUCUUUGAAGCAGGCACAGGCGGACGGCGAUCAUAUUCUCGCCGUGAUCACUGCAGCGGCCACAAACCAGGGCGGGCUCUCCUGCGGUAUUACGGUACCGGAGCCCAAGGCCCAAAGCCAAUUGUAUCAGUCCGCAUUAAGGCAGGCCAAUAUCCUCCCGGAUCAGAUCACCUACGUCGAGGCACAUGGCACUGGAACCCAGGCCGGUGACCCCAUUGAGGUGGCCAGUGUUCGUUCUGUGUUGGGGAGUCCAAGCAGAACCCAUGAGCUCCAUUUAGGAUCCAUCAAGGGCAAUAUCGGUCAUUGCGAGACAGCGGCAGGAAUAGCCGGGCUUCUCAAGGUGAUCUGCAUGUUACAGCAUAACCGGAUUCCUCCACAGGCUUCGCAUCGCCCCUGGGCCGCACCUUUCAAGGCGGCGCUGGUGAAUUCAUAUGGGGCGGCUGGUUCAAACGCAGCGGUGAUUUGCUGUGAGCCGCCACGGCCGCGGGCCUCUCUCGACUGGCCUAUAACCAACCAGAGACAUCCCAUCAUUCUAAGUGCCGCGACGGCGACAAGCCUCCGACGAUAUCAAAGGGCUCUCGUCAGAUACCUCACCAGUGCCGAUUCACCGAAGCCUUUGCUUGGAGAGAUCGCCUACACCUUGAGCGAGAUGCGCCAGCGACACAAGCACUUCUUCACUUUCGAGGCGACGGACAACAAGGAUUUGCUGCAGAAACUAGGAAGCGCCGACAAGGAUCAACCCCCUAUCCGCGAGCGGCUGUCGAUGUCUCCAAUCCUACCUCCAGUGGUCCUCAUGUUCGGCGGGCAAAGCCGACAAACACUCGGCCUUCCAAGACAAUUCUAUGACCGGUUUCCCUUGUUUCGAACCUACCUGGACCAAUGCAACGAUAUUCUGCAAGAGUUACAGUACCCUCCAAUUUUUCCUGCCGUCUUUGAUACAGAAACUCAGUCAGAUAUUGUGGUUUUGCAAACAGGGUUUGUUGCCGUGCAAUAUGCUAGUGCCAGGACCUGGCUAGACGCUGGCCUCCGGGUCAACGCGCUCAUCGGACACAGCCUAGGCGAGCUGACAGCCCUCGCAGUGAGCGGUGUAUUGGAUCUCCGGAGCUGCCUUCGACUGGUGGCCGCUCGGGCAACUCUGAUGAGGACCCGCUGGGGCCCGGAUAAAGGCGCAAUGCUAGCUGUUUUUGCGCGUCGGGAUCAGGUUGAAGAGACUCUGUCUGAUUCAAAUCGGGCCCGGGCGCAAGAUACCCCUUCUUUGGAAAUCGCAUGCUACAACUCAGAAACGAGCCAUGUAGUCUCAGGCCCCGCGAGCGCCAUUGAAGAGCUGAAGGCACGAUUAGACGUGAAGGCAAUCAAAUGGAUGCGAGUCGAUACCAGUAAUGGGUUUCACUCACCGCUAGUGGACCCAAUUUUGGCAGAGCUUGAGAAAGAAACAGCAAAUUUGGACUGGCAGUCGCCAAAGAUUCCUAUCGAGCUGUGCCGGGAAGAGGAGGAGUCCUCCGUCCGUCCUUUCAGUCCAUCUGAUCACGCUAGAAAAGCAGUGUUCUUCAUGAGUGCCGUCAGGCGCACCGAGCGCAGACUCGGUGGCUGUAUCUGGUUGGAGGCAGGCAUGGAUACGCCUGUCAUUGCCAUGACGAAGCGGGCGGUAGCAAGCAAGACAGCAGCCAGCCAAUCUCACGUCUUUGUGGCAACAACGACCAAAGAUGAGGCGCUGGCUUCCAACGCCAUUUCUACGGCGGUGACAGAGCUAUGGGCCUGCGGGGUGGAUGUCACUCCUUGGCUGUUUUUGGAUCGACGUAGCCCAGCAUGGCUGCCUCCGUAUCAGUUCGACGAGACCAUUGGCUGGUUGCCCAACAUUGACCGGGCUGCAGAGUUACAAAAGCAAAUCGAGAGUCGCCCGCAUAUCACAGUCAAGGAUAAUCCCCGACAGAAGGACGAGGAGACACUAGUAUCGAUGAUCCCCUCGACCGAUGACAAACAGAAAAAGUUCAGUAUUUCUGUCCACAGCGAACGAUUCCGCCGCAUUGUAUGCGGGCAUGUAGUCUGUCAGCGCGCACUAUGCCCGGCUUCGGUAUAUCUAGAAUGUGUCACGAUGGCCCUGGACCUUCUAUUCGCAGGGGAUCAAGCGCGUGAAAAGAACCAGGCGCGUCUGGAAUUCGAAGCCCUUGACAUCCAGUCCCCACUUGGACUUGCUGGGCACCAUACCGAGAUCAUCCUGGAAGAGCUGGCUCCAAACCAACACUGGCAGUUCACAGUCUGCAGUCAAGAACCCACAAAGAAGACGGCCACGUCUCACGCCAAGGGCCGAGUUAUGCGAUUGAAGGAAGCUACCUCGUCAACGAAGCUGGAAACCAUGGCACGGCUCCUGGGGCCGCGGGUGCAGGAAAUGGCUACCGAUGAAGAAUCGGAGCGGAUGCUGUCAAAACGAGUGUAUGGCAUGUUUUCCCGCGUGGUCGACUACGCCCCUUUUCUCAAGGGUAUCUCAAGGAUCCUGAUCCGUGGCCACGAAGCAGUGGCAAGAGUAACUAUUCCUGGAGAUGGCCAACCCGCGCGAAAUCAGAGUACUGCAGUGGCCACGUGCGAUGCGGUCACAUUGGACAAUUUUAUUCAAGUGAUCGGAUUGCUGAUGAAUACCGACGACAUGGUAGGUGAAACCGAGGUCAUGGUAUGUACAGGCAUUGACUCGACGAUGCUUGCACCCACCUGCAAUUUGCUCCAGUGCAGUUCCUGGAAGGUCUAUGCCUCGUAUGUGCCCACUGGCCCCUCACAAGCGCUCGGUGACGCAUUUGUCUUUGCCCCUGAUGACACAGUCAUGGCCGCUUUCGUGGGAUGUCGUUUUGCCAAACUGGACAUGUCCCGUCUAGCGCGACUGCUCGAUACGGCGAACAAGACCCCCAAAGCACGAACGGCUUCGACACAGAGCGCUCCUCCAUCGCCAGGUCUAGUUGACCGCGAAACACCACCAGACCUUGUCUCGGAUAGGAGCAGCGAUGACGAGUCACCAGAUACACCCGGCUCAGACGCAAGCUUUAGGAUUGCGGGCCUCCGGGAGAUGUUUGAAACUUACACCGGGGUAUCCAAGUCUCAGGUGCUUGAUGGAGCGAUGUUGAUGUCUGAACUUGGCUUAGAUUCUUUGGCGGCCACAGAGAUGGCUGAGGAACUACAAUCAUCCUACGGGGUAAUCAUCAACAGCCAAGAUCUUGUGUCCACCAGUAUUCAAGAACUCGAGGGCCGCGUCAGUGGCCCUCCAUCUCACAAAUCGACCAAAAAGGAGAGCCGGGCCGUUCAGAGCUCGUCUGAGAAACAAACCAAAUCCGUUGCGGAGGCUGCUGACCCAUCUCACCUUGCUCAGAUGCUGGCCGAUUUAUUGAUUGAAACCACGGGGUGUUCUCCCUCCAGCAUCAAACCAUCAGUGACCCUAGAAGAGCUGGGAGUGGACUCGUUGGCACUCACAGAAGUUUUGGCCUCCCUAACCGACGAAGCCGGUGACCAUCCCGGUCUUUCAUUCGACGGUAUCUCACUGCAAUCAAAGAUUGAAAAUGUUCACCUGGCGAUCAGUGUCACAAGAAGCCAGGCCAGUGCCAAAGCGGAGGAGACAACUCCAGACGUCCAACAAAAGCCGAUCUACAGCGCUGCCAACUCAACAACGGGCUAUAACUUCAACCGGCUCCAACUUGAUCCCAUUGCAGGAUUAAACUCGGCAAAUCUUGGUUUCCAGGGCGCGGCAGAGGCCCGUCGCUUCCUCAAUUACUGGAAUGAUGUGGCGCUUCACCAAGGCCGAUUGACCCUGGCAUACAUUGUCGAAGCGUGGCGAUCUUUGGGCGUGGACCUGGCCACCCUCGCUCCGGGGAAUCCAGUGGCGCCCGUGCAAUAUCAGCCUAAAUAUACCCAGCUCAUGAAGCGACUGGAGGCGAUCCUGGUAAAGCACGGAGUCCUCGUGAAGGACUCAAGCACGUUAGCCUUUGUGCGCGGCCCCAAUCCAGUGCCGAGUGCAUCCUCCUCACAGUUACACCAAGAGUUUGUUUUCCAGUACCCUGCCUAUGCGGGCGAAGCCCAUCUCAUGGCCUUGACGGGCCCUUCACUCGCUCCAGUUUUGCGAGGCACUGCAGAUCCCAUCAAACUUCUGUUUGGCACUGCCAAGGCAGGCCAGAUUCUGGAGGAGUACUACCAUCACUCACCCAUGUUAUCUACCCUGACGGACCAACUGGUGACUUUCAUAAUGGGGUCCAUCUCGUCCACACCAGCACAGGACGGCUCUCAUGGCAAGCUCCGUAUUCUGGAAGCUGGCGCAGGUACUGGCGGCACCACCGUGCGCUUGGUGGAACGUCUAGCGCAAUCUGGCGUGCCCGUCGAAUAUGUCUUCACGGAUAUCUCACCAAGUAUGGUUUCCAAGGCCAAACAGAAAUUUGCAGCCACCUGCCCCUGGAUGCGAUUUGAAAAGGUGGACCUCGAACAGCCAGUUCCAGAGCAUCUCAAGGAGCGGUUCGAUAUUGUCAUUGGAACCAACUGUGUGCAUGCCACGAGCGACCGCGUGCGGACCACCCGGCACAUCCGCGAGAUGCUGCACGACCGAGGCUUCCUGGUGCUCUCGGAAGUAACCCGCAUUAUCGACUGGUACGACUUGGUCUUCGGUCUGUUAGACGGCUGGUGGCUUGCCGACGGCGGCACAUCAUACCCUCUCCAACCAGCGGACAGUUGGAUGACCGCGUUCCGCCAGGCCGGAUUUCGCUCGACCUUCUUCACCGAGAGUGAAUCGGAAGACUCGAAUACACAACAGCUAUUAGUUGCGAUCAAAUCAUCUUCCAACCCCAACCAGCCAGACCGCUUGCCAGUUAUCUACAAAAAGGUAGAUGGCAUCUCCAUCGGAGCCGAUGUUUUCCUCCCUCCCACUUCUGCUGCGCGUUCCAUGGGUGUGGCCAUUAUGAUCCACGGAGGGGGACAUAUGACCCUCUCCCGCAAGGCAAUCCGGCCGGGGCAGAUUGCUCACUUGUUGGCCCAAAACAUGCUCCCCGUCAGCAUCGAUUACAGGCUCUGCCCCGAGACAAACGUCAUUGACGGUGCUAUGGCCGACACCCGCGAUGCCGUGGUCUGGGCCCGCCGGUUCCUUCCAGGCUUUCUCAAAGACCAUGGGAUUCAGCUCGACCCUCAGCGUCUGGUAGUGGUUGGCUGGUCCACUGGCGGCCACCUGGCCAUGUCCACGGCAUGGACGCUCAGAGGCUACGACGCUCCCCCGGCCGCGAUCCUCGCUUUCUAUGCACCGACCGAUUUUAAUUCACCGGACGCGUUCGACUACCGUGGUAAACCGCGGCCCUCGAUGACGGGCGGCAUGACUCGUGAGGAGAUCCGGGCUCUUCCACUGGCAUCAACUCCCACCUCCUCUCACCACGUUACCGGGCCAAUUGACCAGCCCGAGGUCAGCUGGCUACAGGCAGGCGAUACUCGAUCCGAGCUCCUCCUUUCUCUCUUGCGGGAGACCCGUGACUACGGCCUUUCAUUGAUACUGAAUGGUCCCUCUUCUUCUUUGCCCCCUUUGAAGAGAACGAUCGGCUCCCUGCUCGACCAGGCCGCCUCCCCGGAGCGCACGGCAUAUAUCUGUCCCACAUCGCAGCUGCGAGCCGGUGAGUACCACGUGCCGACCUUUCUCAUCCACGGCGAGCGGGAUGAGCUUGCUUCGUUCAGUGCAGCGGAGCGGUUCCACAGCUUGCUACAGAAAAUUGGUGUCCAAACUGGGUUUUUGGCUGUCCCUGACGGUAGUCAUAUUCAUGAUGUCGGAUUGCGGCCAGGAAUGCCGAAGUGGGAGCAGUAUGUCGCUCCCGGAUACGCGUUCCUACAACGGAUUUUGGAUUGCGCGUGA